Exserohilum turcica Et28A is the source of this 873-nucleotide messenger RNA. RefSeq lists its product as uncharacterized. The transcript has 3 exons. The record is from RefSeq and is a predicted model, not a curated record. Lineage: Eukaryota; Fungi; Ascomycota; Dothideomycetes; Pleosporales; Pleosporaceae. Bases 1 to 873 code for a protein of 290 amino acids.
AUGUCCGAUUCCAAGAAUGAAGACCUUCCCAAGGAUCACAAAGAUCUUCUCAACAGUCACAGUCAUGUAUUAGACGUUAAUGCACCCGCCUUUAACCCACGCUCCACUCCCAUCCAAAACCCGGUUCAAGAAAAUGCAACUGAGAAUAAUCACAACAAUACCGGCACUCCGCAUCUCCCCCCUCCAGCUGGCGCCGACCCGGACCUAUGGAAAGUCCUAUGUAGCGGCCCCCAAACCAUCGACAUAACCACUGAACGCAACCAAUCCCCCCCUUCCCAUCCCCAUUUCCUCCGCGACAUCACCUGCAGCCCUACAACGUGGCACACCACCGUGCUCCCCUGGAUCCUGACGCUAACCUUCCGGCUCAACUCGACAACCGACAUCUUCCACUUCACCAGCAUGCUACGCGUACCGUCUCUCUCCUCACUACAAACCUGCAUUACGGCGCUUGACCUCCGCGGCUUCCACUGGUUCACCGGCAUCGGGGGCAACCGAGUCGCAAACCCGUAUGUGGAGCUGGCGACGCAUCUGCCUGCGCUGCGCGCGCUGCGCUUCUCGCUGCAUGCCGCCGGCGUGACGGUGUCGCGGUGGAGCGAGAAGCGCGCUGUGGAGCUGGAAGCUACAGACGCCGUGCUGGCGCGCAGGAGGCGCAUCAUGCGGUGCAGCGAGGUGUGGGAGAAAUACGGGAUUGGCGGGUUACUGCGGUGCGAGGUGCUGGAGUGGAUUGGAAUUGUGUAUGUUGAGAGCGAGAUUGUGAAUGCAUUUUCUGCGCCUUGGGAUCCGGAGGGCGUGGUGACGGCUGUGGGGGAGGCGCUGGUAGAUGGGUUUCGGAGGGGCGGAAGGGAGGUUAGCGUUGAGGUGUUGAGGGAAUGA